AUGGCGGCGGUUGUUGGUGUCUUUGCGAUGCUGUAUUUAUAUCAGCUUUUAUGUCUCGCUACGCCUGUCAUUUCGCCUGUUAAUUUGUCAAACAAACGUCUACCUAUCAAUGAGCACUUGCAUAACAAUUAUUCGAUCAAAUCAUGUGUUUCUACGCUUAAAUCUGCAUCGUUUGCUGUAUAUGAAAUCGCUGCGAAGACCACAAUCAUGCCCGUAAAUUCCAAGCGUAUUACCUCUAAGCGAAGUACGUCCACUUUGGCAUAUUUUCUUUGUAUGUCGCUGCUUUUAACCGGUGGAAAUAUUGAGAGAAACCCUGGACCAGUUCAGCAAGGGCACAAUCUUAAACUUUGUGCAGAGAAGGGCUUGAGAAUUUGUCACUUAAAUAUACGUAGUCUCGUCAACAAGAUCGACGAAAUUAGAGUGUUUUGUGAAACCCACAAACCUCAUGUGUUAUGCUUAAAUGAAACAUGGCUUGAUACGUCUAUUGCCGAUGGAGAAAUACAACUCGAUGGUUAUUCGCAUAUACGAAGAGACAAAACUCGUCAUCAAGGCGGUGUUCUUGUUUACAUUGCAUCAAAUUUAAACUUCAAAGAGCGUGACGAGAUCGGAGACGAAAGCGGUGAGCUUCAAUGUUUAUGGCUUGAGAUUGUACCUCCCAAAAGCAAAGGCUUUCUUAUUUGCUCUUCUUAUCGCCCACCGAAUUCCGACAACGAAAGGACAUAUGUCGAGGGCCUACGAAAUAUGCUUGAUAAUGUGAGUGAUUUACAGAAAGAAGUUAUUCUCAUUGGGGAUUUUAAUUUUGACUUAAAACGGUCUAGAAAAUCGGCGGCGUGUAAGUGCUUUGUUGAUAUGUCUAAGGAAUUCGGUUUAAAGCAAAUUAUCUGUGACUACACUCGUGUAACUCAACACUCAAAAUCAUUGAUUGAUCUCUUUUUAACAUCUCGUCCUGACCUAUACAUAACAGGAGUAAUGCCUGUUGGGUUCAGCGACCACAGUGUAAUAUAUGCGGUUCGCAAGCUGCAUAGAUUAAAACCUCCAUCUUCACGGAUCAUUAAUACACGAAAUUAUAAAUGUUACAACCAGAUUGCUUUUGUCGAAGACUUAAAUAAAGUUCCCUGGUCGCAAAUCGACAUAACUGGAGAUAUUGAAGAUUCGUGGGAUGCUUUUAAAAACCUAUUCAAUGAUGUCGCAGACUCUCAUGCCCCACAAAUUCAUGUUCGAACGAGAGGUCAAAAAGUACCUUGGUUAACAACGGAGAUUAGAAAAUUAAUGAAAGAAAGGGAUAAUCUUCACAAACUGGCGCUUAAGACCAAUAGUGAACUACACUGGAGCUCCUUUAAACGCAUGCGUAAUGCUGUAACCCUUAAGUUAAGAAGAGAAAAGAAACAUUACUAUAACAAUCAAUUUCAGGAGAAUUAAUCAAACCCAAAGGGGACUUGGAAAAAUUUGAAACGUUUACUUGGUAAAUGUGGAAAAGGAACUGGAUGCACUGGUGCAGGCUCAGCGACAACUGAUUUGAAAGUUAAAUGCAACAUGUUUAAUCGUUUCUUUGUUUCCUGUGCUACGAACUUAAGAUCAAUUUGUAGCACGACUGGCCAUGCGUUCAAAAAAUGGUUACCCCAAAUGGAACAUUUGGAAAGCUUUACGUUUCAACAAUUUACUGAUUCGGAGGUUCGAACUGCUCUGAGGGAAUUAAAGGUGAAGAAAGCCACCGGUGUAGACGGCAUACCAAGCAGAUUGUUAAAAGACGGAGCUGACGUAUUGGCCUAUCCAUUGACAGUUUUGUUCAAUUUGUCAGUUCAACAAUGUAAGAUCCCUGGGGAAUGGAAGAAGGCAAAAGUUACGCCACUUUACAAGAAUGGCGCAAAGAGUGAUCCAAAAAAUUUUCGCCCUAUUUCUGUUUUACCGGUAGUAUCUAAAGUUCAGGAGCGAUUAAUCCAUAACCAACUUUCAUCGUAUUUUGAUGAAAAUAACCUGUUGUGUAGAUUUCAGUCAGGAUUUCGAAAGAAACACUCAACAGAAACGGCGGUAACCCAUUUUGCAGACCAAAUUCUCAUGGGCAUGGAUAAAGGGCUAGUGACGGGUGCCGUUUUCAUUGACCUAGCUAAGGCAUUCGACACGAUCGACCAUGAUGUCUUAAUUCAUAAGCUGAAACAUUAUGGCGUAUCCAAUGAAAGUCUAUUAUGGUUUAAGGAUUACUUCUGCGCAAGGAAGCAGUUUGUAACUAUUGAUUCGCAUAGAUCUGAAGAGCUGGAUAUCGCUUGUGGGGUCCCGCAAGGGUCAAUUCUUGGCCCGUUAUUAUUUAUCAUUUACAUCAAUGAUUUAUCAUCUUGUAUGCGAAGCUGCUCAGUCAGUAUGUAUGCAGACGAUACAGCAAUAUACUUUGCGGCCUCGACGGUUGAUGUGGUGAAUGAUAACAUCAAUGAAGAUUUAAAUUGCUUAUCUGAGUGGUUGAAAGAUAAUUACCUGGUGCUGAAUAUCACCAAAACCAAGUGUAUUUUGUUCUGCUCACAGAGGCACGGUGAACGAAACAGAGCUCUUACAGUGAACUUCUUCGGGUCAUGUAUCGAAAGUGUUAUCACUUUUAAGUACUUAGGUGUAGUAUUCGAUAGUCAUAUGACGUGGAAAGAUCAAGCGGAUCAUGUAUACAAAAAGGUUGCAGUACGAGUUAAUGUCUUACGGCGUAUUAGAACAUUUCUAACGGAGAAAGCAGCAAUACAUGUUUACAACGGUAUUAUCCUGCCAGUGUUCGAUUACUGUGACAUUACCUGGAGUAGCCUUCUGCAACAAGACGAGGACAGAUUACAGCGAUUGCAACAUCGCGCCGCAAGAAUUAUAACACUGAGUGAAAGAUCAUCCGAAGCGAUGGAAAAAUUAAAAUGGUCUUCAUUGAACUGUAGACGCUCUUACCAUAAAGCUAUAUUAGUUUACAAAUGUCUACAUUCUUUAGUCCCGAAUUAUUUUUUAAAUUAUUUUAAGAAAUUUAGUAAUGUACAUAGCUACAAUACUAGACACAAAAAUAGGCUAAUACUUCCCAAAGUUAAAUAUAAUUUUGGAAAAAAUACUUUUAUCUUCAGUGGGGUGCAGGUUUAUAAUAUGCUCCCAGAUCACGUGAUGAAGGCUGAGUCCAUUCACACGUUCGCACGUCUUGUACGAAUUGUGUGUAAUGAACUUUCUUAUUGAUGUGGAACAUGGAAGUGACGGAACUGAUUGCGACAAUAUUUUGUACUUUUAUAUAUCAUACCUUAAAAUGUAAUUCCUACAAAUAGCUUAUAUCUAGACACAGGGCCCCUAUGGAUACCAGCCUUCGUGCUGAAAGGGCCACCCUGUUUAAAUAAAGUUUUUCCAUUCCAUUCCAUAAAACAGGAAUACUUUUCAAGAAGUUUGGCUGGUCGCUGAGAUGGGGUGUUAACUGGAUUUAUUACAUGAUUGACGCGGUUUUCUUUGUUAUUCAUAGACCUUUAUUUUCCAUAAUGUCUUUCAAGUAUUUAAAAGCCCGGGGAGGGAUUUGAUAUUCAGCAGGGAAGAGUGGGGCUGAUGAAUUGAAUUGAAUUACUAAUUAGCUAUUCUAGUGCAAUAUCUGUAUAUUGCGCUGAGCUCCAGUGCAAUAUAUGUAUAUUGCACUCAGUUUGAGUGCAAUAUAUCUAUAUUGCACUUGAAUAAUUAUGUAUUAAAUACCUCAUGAAUAGUUUAAUGAGGUAUUUAUCUAGAUAAAUACCUCAUUAAACUAUUCAUGAGGUAUUUAACUAGAUAUAUACCUCAUGAAUAGUUUAAUGAGGUAUUUAUCUAGAUAAAUACCUCACUAAAACUAUACUCAUGAUGUACUUAUCUGGGUAAGUACCUAAUGAGAGGUUAGUCUCUUUCCCAACUCGAUAAACGCUGAACCGUCUCCAGUCGGGAAAGAGACAACAGCCGUGUACCUCAGAGCCCGUCAAAACUCUACCAUUAGGUAAGAGUAUGUAUCAUUCGGCGCACGAGGACUAGCUGGAUCAACCAUCAAACUUGCUUGUGCAGGAAAUUUAUACAGUAACAUCUGCUUUUUCGCUUGUGGGACGUGAAAUGAUAUACUGCGCAUGCUUGACCACAUUUUAAAGCGUAUAUAGUGCGCAUACUCAGCCUUGUGUUACGUCCCACAAGCGUAAGAGCUAUUUUGUGAAAAAUUCUCAAUCAUGUAAUAAGUCAGUUAAUUACCUCGAACCUCGGCAUUUAUCCAUAUACAGCCCUCGGCGCUACGCGCCUCGGGCUGUAUAUGGCUAAAUGCCUCGCUUCUCGGUAAUUAACUCUUACAUAACACUAGGCUGGACAUUGCAUAAGCUGCAUUGUGCCACAACUUUAUUGUUUUACUCCGUCUAAUGUCAGAUGAUUUUACCUGUCUGUGAUAUCACCCAAUGGGUUACUGAAACAAGUAGCACUUAUCUCGAACAUACAACUGAGGUUAAAUAAUAACCAUACAUGGGCGUACCGGGCGGGUGGGGGGGGGGCUGUAGCCCCCCUAGUUUUUUGGGCAGUCGGGCAAUAUUCGCUGAACAGUCGGGCAAUUUUGGUUAAUUAAAAAACUAAAUGGGACAAAUUCUGUAAAUUUUGUGGAAAAUUUUGUGAAAUUUCACUGACCGAAAUUUUUUUUUUUUGGGUGGGGGAAGGUCGCCAAAACAUCACCCUUACAUUUUAUACCCAUCUAAUGGAUUUUGCUGUUCAAAAAUUCUUUCUCGUGUUUUAAACUCUAUCCUACAUAAUAGAAUGAUUACAAAUCAAUUAUUUAUUUCUUUUCGUGGGAAAAUGUGAGUCACUAUGGUCAAUUUGAGUCCCAGAAAUCAUGGUCCCACAGUCAAAAUUUCAAAUUUUAACCCAUAAAGUUGCAUCGCACCCUUUAUUGUAUUCCAGUCUAAUGCCAGACAAUUUUAUUU
Molecule: messenger RNA, 4904 nt
Organism: Paramuricea clavata
Lineage: Eukaryota; Metazoa; Cnidaria; Anthozoa; Malacalcyonacea; Plexauridae
Source: the annotation of a GenBank genome assembly